Onychomys torridus (southern grasshopper mouse) is the source of this 1550-nucleotide messenger RNA. RefSeq names its product chromosome 8 C17orf107 homolog (gene C8H17orf107). The record is from RefSeq and is a predicted model, not a curated record. NCBI's taxonomy places the organism in Eukaryota, Metazoa, Chordata, Mammalia, Rodentia, Cricetidae. The coding region runs from base 304 to 705 and encodes 133 amino acids. The transcript has 2 exons.
CAUCUGGAGACAUCUCCAGCGCCUGGGGAUGUGGCCCUUUCCCUGUAACCAGACCACUCCACUCCCCCUGCUUCUCCAGGUGGCCCUACAGCCCCCGCUUCUAUCUUCCCUGGAACUUGCUGUGGCCGCAGCUCAGGAAUAUCUGGUGCAAAGGUUCAGAGAACUUAAGUCCCAGGAGUCCCUGGAAUCCGAUCAGCCGCCUGCCCAGAAGGCCACCUUAGGGCUGGUGCUAAGAGAAGCUGCGACCAGCAUCAUGAGCUUUGGCGCCACCUUGUUAGAGGUGCAGCUCUGGGGGAUUGAGGGAUGGGAAGAAAAGGGGGAGGGCGAAAACAGGGACCUCUAGCCCCUGUGCCCUCAAUGCAGAUCUCAGCCCUAUGGCUACAGCAGGAGGUGCAGAGACUGGACAGCAGCGAUGGUUGCCUGGGCCCAGCCCCGGACACUGGGGAUCCGGGUAGGGCGCUGGCCCGUGUAGCCCUGGCCGCAGGGCAGGGGAUUCGGCAAGCUGGAGCAGCCGCUGGCGCAAGUGUCCGGUACCUGAUCCAGGGGGCGUGGCUGUGCCUGUGUGGACGUGGUUUGCACGGGUCCACCUCAUCCCUGCAACAAACCCUACGCCAGCUGGGCCUUGGGGUCCCCCGGGAUCCGAGACACUCUGGAGACCUCAAGGUGGCAUCCAGCAGCAGUGAGGAGAACCAGGGGACCAAAUAAUCCAUCAUUGUCCCAGCCCCACCCUGUGUCCAAAUAAAAGCCCAGAACGGGACAACUGCAAGUCCCCUAACGCCAGCCUUCUUUGGCUCCGCCCUCCAUGCUGGUACACCACCUCUGUGGGAUCCACUUUGAGGUUACCUGCCCAGCAGUGGCACGCUCAGAGAUGUCUCUGGAAUUUUCUGGGCAAUUAGGAACAAGAAGACAGUCUGGGCUAGCAGGACGUUGAUUGAGACAGUGCAUUUCUGGCCACCAGCUGGAGGGAGCAUGCUGUGAGAGGCAUCCCAGGGAGCGAGCCCAGCCUGGAGUUUAGGAGUCAGGGGUCACCCCUUACCCUGAGCAGGCAGGAAGUAAGCGAGCAGCACCAAGCCAGAAAUGAGCACACAAGGUACGAUGAUGUUGAUGACGUAAAAAAGUGGCUUCCGGCGGAUGAUGAGCGUGUAGAUGACAUCAGUUUCUCCUGGGACUUCUGUAGGGCCUCCCUCAUAGCGGCGAAUCAUGCCUGGGCAGUAGUCGAUGGCCCAUUCUCCAUUCUCUGCAGGACGUGGGGCACAGUCAGCCCACAUACCUGCAACUCCAGGCUGAGUGGGUGGGUGCAGCUGUCUGGGCCUGUGUGAACCACUUGGACCCUGGGCUGUCAGCAUGGGGGAAGUAUAGGCAGAGAGGGGCAUUCCUGGUAAGGGUGCAGAACAGACCAUAGGGAAGAGAGCGGCCUAGUGUGACAACUGAGAUGGACUUCAAGAAGAGCCAGCUCAAGCAGUGCGGCCCAAGUCAACCCCACGCUGCAAGUCCCCUCCUUGGACCUCACGUGAGAAAGGGUUUUUGCAAAAGGGAUAGGCCUUCACCAG